AUGGCCCAUGCGUUUGGAACCAUGGGCCAUUCGCCUGGAACCAUGAUCCAUACGCCUAGAACCAUGUCCCAUACGCCUAGAACCAUGUCCCAUACGCCUGAAAACACUGUCCCAUACGCCUGGAACCAUGACCCAUACGCCUGGAACCAUGUCCCAUACGCCUGGAACCAUGUCCCAUACGCCUGGAACCAUGUCCCAUACGCCUGGAACCAUGUUCCAUACGCCUGGAACCAUGUUCCAUACGCCUGGAACCAUGUCCCAUACGCCUGGAACCAUGUUCCAUACGCCUGGAACCAUGACCCAUACGCCUGGAACCAUGCCCCAUACGCCUGGAACCAUGCCCCAUACGCCUGGAACCAUGCCCCAUACGCCUGGAACCAUGCCCCAUACGCCUGGAACCAUGCCCCAUACGCCUGGAACCAUGCCCCAUACGCCUGGAACCGUGCCCCAUACGCCUGGAACCGUGCCCCAUACGCCUGGAACCGUGGCCCAUACGCCUGGAACCGUGGCCCAUACGCCUGGAACCGUGGCCCAUACGCCUGGAACCGUGGCCCAUACGCCUGGAACCGUGGCCCAUACGCCUGGAACCGUGGCCCAUACGCCUGGAACCGUGGCCCAUACGCCUGGAACCGUAGCACAUACGCCUGGAACCGUAGCACAUACGCCUGGAACCGUGUCCCAUACGCCUGGAACCGUGGCCCAUACGCCUGUAACCACUGUCCCAUACGCCUGGAACCACUGUCCCAUACGCCUGGAACCACUGUCCCAUACGCCUGGAACCACUGUCCCAUACGCUUGGAACCAUGA
Molecule: messenger RNA, 807 nt
Organism: Procambarus clarkii (red swamp crayfish)
Lineage: Eukaryota; Metazoa; Arthropoda; Malacostraca; Decapoda; Cambaridae
Source: RefSeq, a predicted model, not a curated record